Ectocarpus siliculosus is the source of this 1548-nucleotide messenger RNA. NCBI's taxonomy places the organism in Eukaryota, Phaeophyceae, Ectocarpales, Ectocarpaceae. The record is from the annotation of a GenBank genome assembly.
AUGCCAUGGCACUUGAUGACCACCAACACAGGAGAAAUCUCCGAUCAGUUUACGUAUUUCCGCCACAACAAGUUUAGCUCCUUCCGGAGGCAACUGAACCUCUAUGGCUACCGCAAGGUCAUCAAGGGACCAGACGCGGGCGCGUACAUGCACCCGUCUUUCCAGAGGGGGCGGCCCGAUCUUCUUGGGGAGGUCAAGAAGGGCAAGGUGCCUCACUACGACAUGCACGGGGUGAACGAGAUUCACGGGCAACACUUCCGUCACCACCCCCCGGGGGUCAAGAACAAGGAGAACGCCGAGCGAGCGAAGAUGGUGCCGGCGCACAUGACGGCAAACCCGCAUUCGUCGCCGGUGACCCCCGAACUCCACGGCGGGGUGGGUUAUCCAACGCCCCACGGGGUGCCCGGGAUGAUGGGAAACCCUGCCCUAGCUGCCUCCGCUCCCGCUGCCGGCGGUGGGCACAUGACCCCGGGCACCCAGGCGGCCACAGCGAUGUCGAACAUGUCGCUGAGCCCGAUGCCGCAUGCCAGCAACGCGUGGUCACCGCAGCAGCCCGGGCAGGGCAUAGACGCCUUGACGCUCACGCCGGCGUUUGCCGGCCCUGGCGUGGGCGAUGGGGGCGACGCAGUAUCAGGACCAGGUGGAGGAGGGCCGGCUGAAAGCUUGAAUGAGAAGCACCAGGGCAUGGGAAAGCUAGGCAGCGGGGGCUCCGGCGGGAGCGGGGGGGGGGGUCCCAGCAGCGGGGGCGGCGGGGAGCGCACGGGGAUGCGCAUGGCGUACUGGGAGAAGAACCGAAAAAGGAGGACCCUAUCGGCACAGCUCGUGUUUCCGGUGCAGCCGCCAAACAACACGGAGACAAUCGACCAGCCCGAUCCAAGUCUUUGCGACGUGAUGGAUGUGAUCUGCCAGUGCAUGGAGGUCCAAUCCUCCUCCGAGUCGCAGCUGUCAGCGUUGAGCGGGUGCUCCUUUAAGAGGGAAUCCAUGAGGCGAUCGAGUAUAUCUGAUCUGCUAAACUGCAUGUCCUGGGAGAGCGCCUUGCGAGGGUCGGGCAUUUUUCGUGGGUCGUUGGCAGGGACGCUGGACGCGAUGUAUAUGGAGGAACAGGGGGACACGGCGGAUAGCCGAGGAGGGGGUGUCCCCCCCACCAGCGCCCCUACCUUCGGGCAACAGCCAUCCUUCGAUCCCACGCGAGACCCUUCGGGGGAAGGCUCGGGGCUGAUGGGCGGCAUGAUGCAUCCGGCGGUCAUCGCGUCGUCGCCGCUGUCUUCGGCCGGCGGCGGCGGCGGCAUGAGCGGCAUGAGCGGCAGCGGGCAACCGGAACAGGGAGGGGACGGCAACAACAACCAUAGACGGCGACAGCACGAGAGCCGGCCGUCCUUCGACCCGAACCGAGAGUCUUCCAUCGCCACCGGUCAUUCGAGAGGCGGCGGGCAAAGACCCCCCGCGGAUACCCGGCGGGAGGGGAGACGUGAAGGGGGGCACGGUGGCGGCGGCGGCGGCGGCGGCGGCGGGGGGGGGCGGGGGGGAUACGGUGGUGUCGGCGGAUGA